Phoenix dactylifera (date palm) is the source of this 1713-nucleotide messenger RNA. NCBI's taxonomy places the organism in Eukaryota, Viridiplantae, Streptophyta, Magnoliopsida, Arecales, Arecaceae. The record is from RefSeq and is a predicted model, not a curated record.
AUCCAAACUCGUCAAACUUACAAUGAGCGGGUUGUAUGGUUCGGGUUUUGUUUCAGCCCAACCCAUGCUGCACUCCUCCUCCUCCCCGCCGGAACCACCCAGCCCGAUCCCAUCUCACUUCUCCCGUCCUCCAAAAGCUUCAGCUAUAUUUCAGCGGCAAACACUCAAACAGUUAACAUCUUACUCCAAAGUAGCAAAAGACUCGACUUUUUGAAAAGAAAAAAAAAUUCCCUUUUAGUUUUCCCUGUAUCGAAUCAUCUCUUUCAAUGUAAUCAGACUGAAUACCAACAGGCGCGAUGCUGUCAAAACCCGUCCAGAUGCUAAUAGAGCACCGUGAGGUAAUUACGGAGAACUUCUUCAGAAGCUCCGUGAAUAGAAUCAAGGCUCUGUUUUCAAGUAGUUCUUCUGAGAUAGCCGAGUAUGUUGAGCUCCCGAGGCGGCGCCGGGGAUCAGAACGGAAGCCUCUCGUAACACCCAUCAAUGAGCUUAAACGGAGAGCGCGAGUGGAGAGGAAGAUGAGGCGAGAAGUGCGCGAGUUUACGCUUCGGCCGCCCGAGAAUGGGUUCUUGGUCAAGAGCCUGAUUCCAGUUGCCCAUGACGUGUUUGAUGCGAGAAAAGUCCUCUUUGCUGGCGUCUUGAGAGUGAUGGAGAGCAUCCCUAUCCAUGUGUGCAGAGUAUGUGGGGAAAUUCAUGUGGGAAUAAUUCCUCAUCGGAUACAUUCAUGUGAUGUUGCCGGGAGUUUGUCCACCAAAGAACACAGCUGGGUAAAGGGAGGAAUCGAGCAUGUUCUUCCACUUGUGGAAUCCUUUCAUCUCUAUGAUAGACUAGGUAGAGCAGUUUCACAUGAAGAGCGGCUCGAAGUUGAUAGGAUUCCAGCUAUUGUAGAGCUUUGUGUGCAAGCAGGCGUGGACAUCCCUGAGUACCCAACAAAGAGACGGGCCUUUCCAGUUUAUAAUAUAGCAGGGAAGAUGAUAGAUUUUGAAAAGAAGUUUCCGCGAGAUUAUUCGAGUGGGAAGGAUAUCCAGCCAUUUGGAUUUUGGAGGUGGAAGAAGAAGCCUGAGGAUAAUGAUUCUCCACCAUUCUCAUCUGUUGACAGUAUUCAAGAUAUAGCUGCGCGAGGCCUGGAAGCAUGGGAGAAGAUGCGAUCAGGUGCUUUGAAGCUUAUGAAGAAGUAUCCUGUCCAAACUUGUGGGUUCUGCCCUGAGGUCCAGGUAGGGCCGAAGGGACACCGGGCGAGGAUAUGCCAAGCCUACAAACACCAGAUGAGGGACGGGCAGCACGCUUGGCAGGAGGCCGCUGUUGAUGAUCUAGUGCCGCUGGUCCAUGUCUGGCAUGUGCCUGACCCGAAUGAUGGUAACCCGCUCGUGCAUGAGCUAAGUAGGUACUAUGGUAAACUGCCUGCAGCGGUAGAGCUCUUUGCGCAGGCUGGUGCUAUUGUUGGAGAGGAGUAUUAUGGACUGAUGAGGAAGGAUGCUGCACUGCCUGCACUGGAUGAGGAGAGGUUGGUUGUGUGAAAUAGUUGAAGCUAGUGAUUGGAUUACUGGAGUAAGCUGUAAGUGUUAUGAUCUAACAGUACAAUAUGCUUCAAAUUUUCUUGCUGCUUCCUUAAUGAGUGAAAAUGGAUGCAGGAAGUGCACAACUAGCAUUUGAUAUUGGUGUUAUGGAUAUGAAGUCAGUGCGAAUGUAUGUUUGCUAUAUUGUUGUACAUGGGUG